Messenger RNA from Gymnodraco acuticeps, 1623 nucleotides. RefSeq names its product testis expressed 261 (gene tex261). Gene Ontology annotation, biological process: endoplasmic reticulum to Golgi vesicle-mediated transport. Bases 132 to 722 code for a protein of 196 amino acids. The record is from RefSeq and is a predicted model, not a curated record. Lineage: Eukaryota; Metazoa; Chordata; Actinopteri; Perciformes; Bathydraconidae. Gene Ontology annotation, molecular function: COPII receptor activity. Gene Ontology annotation, cellular component: COPII-coated ER to Golgi transport vesicle; endoplasmic reticulum membrane; Golgi membrane. The transcript has 6 exons.
CUUCUCUGCUUUCCUCAAAACAAACAGGCAGGAACUUUGACCGGUGUUCCGAGCUAGUAACUAGCCUGCUAGCUUUUACUAGUUUUCUGUCUUUUUUUCAUAUUGUUGUGUGUUGUAGCACAUGUGGAGAGAUGUGGUUUAUUUAUUUACUCAGCUGGCUGUCGCUAGUCAUCCAAGUGUCCUUCGUUACGCUAGCAAUAGCUGCUGGCCUGUACUACUUGGCAGAACUAAUAGAAGAAUACACAGUAGCCACCAGUCGAAUAAUAAAGUACAUGAUAAUGUUCUCCACAGGGGUGCUGGCCUGUCUCUAUCUCUUUGAGAGCUUCCCAGUGCUGAUGGUGGGGGUCGGCCUCUUCACCAACCUGGUGUACUUUGGCCUCCUGCAGACUUUCCCUUACAUCGCGCUGAGCUCCCCAAACUUUAUCCUCUCCUGUGUGUUGGUGGUGGUGAACCAUUAUAUGGCCUUCCAGUUCUUUGCACAAGAGUAUUAUCCCUUCUCAGAGGUGCUGGCGUAUUUCACCAUCUGCUUGUGGGUGAUCCCCUUCGGCUUCUUCGUGUCCCUGUCAGCGGGGGAGAACGUGCUUCCGUCCACCAUGCAACAAGGAGAUGAUGUGGUGUCUAAUUACUUCACCAAGGGCAAGAGGGGGAAGAGGUCUGGGAUCCUCGUGGUGUUCUCGGUCCUGAAGGAGGCGGUGCUGCCCAGCAGACAGAAGAUGUACUAAGGGGCUCGGGGGGGCAGCCUCAGGGUCAAGAGGUGUAUGAGUGUGUGUGUGUGUGUGUCUGGAGGAUUAAGGGGAAGCAGGAAGGACUCUGGGAAUUUGUUUUCUGGAUGGGACUAAAAACGAAACAGUGGCCAUAUUGGGAAGAAAGAGGAAGGACCAAUGAACGGAUCGGAGCUUCCUGCUGGACGACUUUACACCGACCACGGUCGUCUCUUUGUUUCUCUCUUUGUCUGUCUGACUGCCAACAACAUCAACUAAAGACCCCUUUGUGGGGAUCGGUUCUGUAGCGCAGCACUUUGUUAUUCACAUGUUGGACAUUUUUUAAAUCUUUGGUAUUAAAAUAUGUUUGUGAAAAGGUCUGAAAUGUAACCUGUACGGUUUGACUUGGGAGAUAAAUAAUUUUGUGUUUUUUCCUGGAGACGAGAUGUUCUGUCUUUUAUGUGGUGUAGGUUUCACUCUAAGAUUAAACACAGAAGAGCAGAAUUAGGAGACGGCUAGAUAAAUCUCCUCAGAGGAAGCCACUUUAAGGUACUUUCUGGUUUAAUCCUGAUGUCAAAGCUUUCAUUUUGGUUUAAAGUGGCAUAACAGCUGCAGGAAAAAUGCCUCAAGUCCCUACUUUACCCGACUUCUUUAAAUAAGAAAGUGAAGUUAAGUUGUAAUUAAUCAGCUGGUGCUUUAAUUUAAUUACAGGAUGUGGCAUGAUGUAAACACCCUGUCGCUUCACAGUGAUGAAAAUGGCUUAAUAAGGGCAUUUGCAAAGGAUUACUUCUAUCAGCGAAAUGCCCUUAAAUGAAUGUGAUCUACAAUGAAUAUCUCCCAGUCUGGAUCAUUUACAUGUGUUGGAGAUUUUCUUUUUUUGUCUUCCAGAUCUACAGACUCAUUAAUCACCGGCUCUUUUUUG